AUGGCUUCUUCCAACCCUUCCAACUUCGCCAACCUGCCCAAGGAUGAGCUCCGCGAGAUCGCUGCCAAGGGUGGCCAUGCUUCUCACGGUGGCGCUCACACCAGUGACUCGGCCAGCAAUGACCAUGCCGGUCGCAAUGCAGAUGGCACCUUCACCAAGGGCUCGAGUGUAGCGAGUGAACUUGGUGCUCAAGGCGGACAUGCUUCUCACGGCGGAGGUUCUAACGGCGGUGACAGCCAUGCCGGUCGCAACGCAGACGGUACCUUCACGAAGGGCUCUAGCGUUGCAAGCGAACUCGGUGCGCAAGGUGGACAUGCUUCUCACGGCGGAGUCUCCCAUGGCAGCGAUACCCAGGCUGGCCGCAAUCCCGACGGUACCUUCACCAAGGGCUCUGAUCUGGCCAAGGAGCUUGGGGCUCAGGGGGGACAUGCAGCUCAUGAGCAUCAGACCACGGCUGACGAUGGUCGCAACCCUGACGGCACGUUCAAAUCGGGUAGCAAGCUCGCCCACGAUCUCGGUGUUCAGGGAGGCCAUGCUGCUCACCAGCAGUAG
Messenger RNA from Parastagonospora nodorum SN15, 552 nucleotides. RefSeq lists its product as hypothetical. The record is from RefSeq and is a predicted model, not a curated record. The transcript is spliced from 3 exons. NCBI's taxonomy places the organism in Eukaryota, Fungi, Ascomycota, Dothideomycetes, Pleosporales, Phaeosphaeriaceae. The coding region runs from base 1 to 552 and encodes 183 amino acids.